GGAAUGGUAGUUACAAAGAGGUGUACACGUCAUCCACAUAGCUAGGUAACCGUGAGUAUUUAAGAAGGUGAGAAUAAAGGCUGACCUUCUUUUAGUUGUGAACAGGUAUGAGAUAAGUUGGAUUGGACUAGUGAAGGAAGGAUUUGUAAAGCUUAGGACAUGUGUUUUGGAAGGUGUGCUAGAUGUAUUGGCUAUAAGUUGCUCAUCCUGGCCUUGCUCAGCAUUGUGGCCAACAUUUUACUUUAUUUUCCCAAUGGAGAAACAAGAUAUGCUUCAGAGCAUCAUCUCGGAAAAUACGUGGAGUGCCUUCAUGGCAUUCUAGGUGGAGGCUUUUUGGUACUUAUUCCAGCUGCAGUAUUCAUUGGGCUUCACAAUGAUGACUGCUGUGGAUGCUUUGGCCAUGAGGACUGUGGGAAAAGCUGUGCGAUGCUGUCCUCAGUUCUGGCUGCCUUUAUUGGGAUCAUUGGUUCUGGAUACUGUAUAAUCAUUUCAGCGCUGGGCUUGUCUCAUGGACCAUACUGUUUUACUCACUUAGAAAGAAACUGGAUCUAUCCUUUCACUGAAUCCUCUGGAGGGUACUUGUUUGAGUAUAACAGGUGGUCUGAAUGUCAAGAACCUCAUAACAUUGUGCAGUGGAAUAUCACCCUCUUUUCCAUCCUUCUUGUCUUGGGAGGAAUCGAGUUUAUUUUGUGCUUCAUACAGAUAAUCAACGGCAUUCUUGGAGGACUGUGUGGGUUGUGCUGCAGUCAUGAAGAGACAUACGCUUGCUAGAAACUUGACAAUGUAUUGACGUCGGUACAUAUGUGUGAUGUAUUGAGAUAUCUGUGGGGUUUGGGGGGUUUGGAAGUUUAGGGCUUUUUUGGUUUGUUUUUUUUUUUUUUAAUUUAAUUUUAUUUUUCCUUGGUUGGUUGGUUUUGGCUUUUUUUUGGGGGGGGAGGGAGGAGGUUGGGCAUUUUUUUUCUCUUGUUUUGUUUUUACAUUCCAUGCUUACUAAAAUGCACGUUGUUUGUUGUCAAACUGUGCUAUUGCCAUCAAUUUAACUGACUUGGGGCCAGCCUUUUUUAUUAGUCAUAUGCGUGUUUUCCAACAGUCUGCCUGUAUCUAAAGCCAAAAUGUAUCCUGAAUUUCUCUGGUUCAUUUAAUUUUAGUAUGGGCAGCUGCCUGAAGACAUGUCACUAUAGAUGUUGGAUUUGUGCUUUUUCUUUCUACUGACAAAAUGGCUCUGUACUUUAUGUUGUUUUCCCAGUAAAGUUGCACUUUGUUGGAAUGAGCACAAACCCAACCUAGUGUGUCCUGGAUAUAAAGGAAUACUUGGCUGGAGCAAAAAUAAAGCAGCAGUAAAAUGUGGGUUAUUGAGGGCAGAUGUAUGUGCUUCACUGCUUCAGAAGUUUUCUGAACUUCUGUAUUUCACAAAUAAAGAUUUAUAUUAAAAACA
Messenger RNA from Melopsittacus undulatus (budgerigar), 1435 nucleotides. It is a transcript of the gene TM4SF1, whose product is annotated as transmembrane 4 L six family member 1. Lineage: Eukaryota; Metazoa; Chordata; Aves; Psittaciformes; Psittaculidae. The transcript has 5 exons. The record is from RefSeq and is a predicted model, not a curated record. The coding region runs from base 160 to 771 and encodes 203 amino acids. Gene Ontology annotation, cellular component: membrane.